AUGACACGGGGAGCUCCCAGUUCCAGACAAAGACCAGCCCCAUCAACAUCAACACGACCCUCUUCCAUCUACAUGAUUUCCAAUUUAAUGGUCUUUGUCACUGUACUGUUGCUUCUGUCUGAGUUUCUUGUUCUCGGUCAAGCCUCCUCGUGUAACCAACUGGACAGAGACUCUCUCUUGGCCUUCGGAAGGAAUAUAUCCACUUCUUCUCCUCUCAAUUGGGCUGCCUCUGUUGAUUGUUGUCUGUGGGAAGGCAUUGAGUGUGAUGCGAAUUUCAGAGUCUUACAUCUGUUGCUACCAUCCAGGGGUCUCGCUGGCUUUAUCUUCCCAUCUCUCUCCAAUCUCACUGCUCUCUCCCGGCUUGAUCUCUCCCAUAACCGCUUAUCUGGUAAUCUUCCAGACCAAAUUUUCUCACUUCUUAAUCACCUGCAGAUUCUUGAUUUAAGCUUCAAUCGUCUCUCUGGCGAAUUGCCACCCUUUGUUGCUAAUACCAGUGGCUAUACUAUCCGGGAGAUUGAUUUGUCUAGUAAUUUAUUCCACGGAAAGCUCCCACCUUCCCUCCUUCAGCACCUGGCAGACGCAGUCGCAGGAGGGAGUUUGACAUCUUUUAAUGUUAGUAACAACAGCUUCACGGGUCAAAUUCCCACUUCUGUCCUCUGCAGCAACCACAGCAGCUCCUCCUCUCUCAGAUUCUUGGAUUAUUCCUCCAAUGAUUUCGCUGGCAUGAUUCAGCCAGGACUAGGAGCAUGUUCCAAGUUGGAGAGAUUUCGAGCAGGUUCCAAUUCACUAUCCGGGCCCCUUCCUGGUGAUAUUUUUUAUGCUGUUUCUCUCCAAGAAAUAUCCUUGCCCCUCAAUAAACUCAGUGGAACCAUUGGUGAGGGCAUUGUUAACCUUGCCAACCUCACGGUUUUGGAGCUCUACUCCAAUAAUUUCACCGGGCCCAUUCCCUCGGAUAUUGGUAAGCUCUCCAAAUUGGAACGUUUGGUCCUUCAUGCCAACCAACUAAAUGGCACUCUGCCCCCAUCUCUAAUGGACUGUGUCAAUCUUGUCAUGUUGGAUGUAAGGGUCAACUCUUUGGAGGGAAACCUCUCAGCAUUGAAUUUCUCCGGACUCCUCAGACUCACAGCACUUGACCUUGGCAACAACAGUUUUACUGGUAUUAUACCACCAACUAUGUAUGCCUGUAAAUCACUUAAAGCAGUAAGGCUAGCAUCUAAUCAGUUUGAGGGACAGAUCUCACCCGAUGUACUUGGACUUCAGUCUCUGGCUUUCCUAUCAGUUUCUACCAACAACCUGAGUAAUGUCACUGGGGCUCUGAGGUUGCUUAUGGAACUCAAAAACCUUAGCACCCUUAUGCUCUCCCAGAAUUUUUUCAAUGAAAUGAUGCCAGAUGAUGUGAACAUAACAAAUCCAGAUGGAUUUCAAAAGAUCCAAGUUCUGGGUUUGGGCGGUUGUAAUUUCACAGGCCAAAUACCACGUUGGCUUUAUAAUCUGAAGAAGCUCGAGGCCUUGGAUUUGUCCUACAAUCAAAUCAGUGGUUCAAUUCCUCCUUGGUUGUACACACUUCCUGAGCUUUUCUACAUAGACUUGUCUUUCAACCGCCUCACAGGAAUAUUUCCGGUUGAGCUCACAACGCUUCCAGCACUUACAUCACAACGGACCUAUGACGGAGUAGAAAGGACAUACCUGGAGUUACCCGUAUUUGCUAAUGCCAACAAUGUUUCUCAGAUGCAAUAUAAUCAGAUUUCCAACCUACCACCAGCAAUAUAUCUGGGAAACAAUAACCUCAAUGGCAGUAUUCCUGUGGGGAUUGGCCAACUGAAAGUCCUUCAUCAGCUGGACCUUAGUAACAACAACUUCUCUGGCAGUAUCCCAGCGGAAAUUUCUAACUUGAUUAACUUGGAGAAACUGUACCUCCAAGGAAACCAACUUUCCGGUGAAAUUCCUGCUUCACUCAAAAUCUUGCAUUUUUUGUCUGCUUUCAGUGUAGCAUAUAAUAAUCUUCAAGGACCGAUACCCGCUGGUGGUCAAUUUGAUACUUUCUCUUUUUCCAGCUUUGAAGGCAACCCACAGUUGUGUGGUUCAGUUGUUCAGCGCUCUUGUCUUCCUCAACAGGGUGCUACUGCACGUGGUCACAGCUCAAACAAAAAAUUGAAAAUUGGAUUUUCCAUUGCUGCCAGUUUUGGUAUUGUUUCCUUCGUUUCAGUGUUGAUAGUGUGGGUAAUAUCCAAGAGGAGGAUCAAUCCAGGUGGAGACCCUGACAAGAUUGAACUAGAAUCAAUUUCUGUCAACUCUUACAGUGGGGUUCAUCCUGAGGUUGACAAAGAUGCUAGCCUAGUGGUGCUGUUCCCUAAUAAAACAAAUGAAAUCAAGGACCUUACCAUAUUUGAAAUAUUAAAAGCCACUGAAAAUUUCAGUCAGGCAAACAUAAUAGGAUGUGGGGGUUUCGGUUUGGUUUAUAAAGCAACAUUACCAAAUGGAACUGCUCUGGCCAUCAAGAAACUUUCAGGAGAUUUGGGUCUUAUGGAAAGGGAAUUCAAAGCAGAGGUAGAGGCUUUGUCGACAGCACAGCAUGAAAAUCUGGUUGCAUUGCAAGGCUAUUGUGUGCAUGAGGGCGUUCGGCUUCUCAUAUACACUUACAUGGAAAAUGGAAGUCUGGAUUACUGGCUGCAUGAAAAGGCCGAUGGUCCAUCUCAACUUGAUUGGCCUACUCGCCUGAAGAUUGCACAAGGUGCAAGUUGUGGAUUGGCUUACAUGCAUCAAAUAUGUGAACCACAUAUAGUGCAUCGUGAUAUAAAGUCAAGCAAUAUACUUCUUGAUGAAAAGUUUGAGGCACAUGUUGCUGAUUUUGGGCUGGCUCGACUGAUUCUUCCUUAUCAUACUCAUGUUACAACUGAACUUGUAGGUACAUUAGGUUACAUACCCCCAGAGUACGGACAAGCAUGGGUGGCAACUUUUAGAGGAGAUGUGUACAGCUUUGGGGUUGUCAUGCUUGAGCUGCUUACUGGGAGGAGGCCUGUCGAUGUAAGCAAGCCAAAGAUGUCAAGGGAGUUAGUUGUCUGGGUUCAACAAAUGAGGAGUGAAGGAAAACAAGAUCAAGUCUUUGAUACACAUAUGAGAGGCAAGGGCUUUGAAGAAGAGAUGCAGCAGGUUCUUGAUGUAGCCUGCAUGUGUGUAAACCAGAAUCCUUUCAAGAGACCAAACAUCAGAGAAGUUGUUGAAUGGCUGAGGAAUGUAAGAUCAUCCAACCAGCAAAUGAACAAAGAUUAG
Sphenostylis stenocarpa is the source of this 3270-nucleotide messenger RNA. The record is from the annotation of a GenBank genome assembly. NCBI's taxonomy places the organism in Eukaryota, Viridiplantae, Streptophyta, Magnoliopsida, Fabales, Fabaceae.